Messenger RNA from Zingiber officinale, 750 nucleotides. Its product is annotated as T-complex protein 1 subunit eta-like. Gene Ontology annotation, molecular function: ATP hydrolysis activity; ATP binding; ATP-dependent protein folding chaperone. The transcript is spliced from 6 exons. Gene Ontology annotation, cellular component: chaperonin-containing T-complex. The record is from RefSeq and is a predicted model, not a curated record. NCBI's taxonomy places the organism in Eukaryota, Viridiplantae, Streptophyta, Magnoliopsida, Zingiberales, Zingiberaceae. Gene Ontology annotation, biological process: protein folding. Bases 1 to 750 code for a protein of 249 amino acids.
AUGUCGAUGGACAAUGAGUAUAGGAUACAACCCCAGAUCAUACUGUUGAAGGAAGGGACGGACACCUCACAGGGGAAGGCGCAGGUUGUGAGCAACAUCAAUGCUUGCACCGCCGUGGCGGACGUGGUUUGCACGACUCUGGGUCCACGUGGAAUGGACAAACUCAUCUACGAUGAUAAGGGGAAUACCACCAUAUCCAAUGAUGGCGCCACCAUCAUGAAGCUGCUUGAUAUUGUCCAUCCUGCCGCCAAGAUUCUCGUUGACAUCGCCAAGUCUCAAGACUCUGAGGUUGGUGAUGGGACAACAACAGUGGUGCUUUUGUAUGGUGAGUUCCUAAAGGAGGCAAAACCUUUUAUUGAAGAUGGAGCCAUCAACAAAAUUAAAGAUCUUGCCGUAAGCAUAGAGGGAAAAAGUCUUGAAGAGAAGAAAUCCUUGUUGGCUAAAUGUGCAGUUACUACACUUUCUUCAAAGUUAAUUGGUGGUGAGAAGGAGUUUUUUGCAAACAUGGUUGUGGAGGCUGUCCUUGCAAUUGGCAAUGAUGAUAGGCUUAAUUUGAUUGGGAUAAAAAAGAAAGCUAUACUAAAAACAGGGCAACCUAUUAAUCCUUCAUGUCUUUUUCUUGCUAUGAAGGGCUUCCCCUCUGAACGUACUACAGCAUGGACUCCAUUAAGGAAAAAUAUUAUGGCAGCAGUGGUUAUUGCCUUCUUGACUUUGCCAAAUGUAGAUGUCAAGCUGCUUCUAAUUUAUUGA